AUGAUAGUCGCUCACGCUCCAAAAACUUAUUUUGGUUCAGGAGAUAUACAAAAAUCAUUGGGUUCUCUUCCUGGAUUUCCAUGGGCGAAAUAUCCCGGUGAAAAGAUCUUCCCGGUCAUAAUUACACCGGUCCAGAAACUAAAAAAACCUAACACUACAGCGUGGAUAAAUAAAGCGAAACCUUUCUUUGUGGAUCAAAUCGGAGACACUCUUCAAGGUGAUUUAGAUAUGAACAAUUUUAGCAUAACUAAUUUAAAGUCUCCGGAAAACGAUAAUGAUGCCAUUCACAAGAAAUAUUUACGGGAUCAAAUAAAUUCAAUUGAAGUAAAUAAAAACCAUUUAGAAGAUAAAAUAAGUAAUGUGAAAAGAUUCUUCAAACGUCAACUAAAUAAUAAAAAUUUUGUUAAUGAUACUAAACUACAACAAGAGGUACAAAGAUUAAUAAGUUUUAUUCAAAAAGAAUUGGUCAACGUAGCAAAUAAAACUGAGGUACAAAAUCUAAUUUCAUUAAUAUCUGAAUUAGAGGAUAAGAUUGCAAAACAAAAAUUAGACAUUCAACAAUUGAUAGAUAACAUUCCAGAUGAAAAUGAAGAUACGUUUCAACAGGAAUUAAAUGCUCUGGAAACUAAACUUAACAGUGAAUUACAAAAAGAACUAACAAAUAUUAAAAAACAAAUACAAAACAUAGAUGAUAGCGAAAUCAAAACCUAUAUUCAACAACAAAUACAAAACAAAGAUGAUAGCGAAAUCAAAACCUAUAUUCAUCAACAAAUACAGAACAUUGAUGAUAGUGUUAUUCAACAACAGAUAACCACUAUUAAUAACCUAGUAUUAAAACAGGACAAAAAUAUAGUCGCAUUAGAAAAAAAGUUUCUCAAGAAAGAAUCAUAUUAUUUCAAUUUUCCAUUUGGAAAUUUGAGACAAGGCGUUAUUAAUGAUAUUGAUAGAUCAAAAGACUAUGAAUAUAAAAAAUAUGGAUUUAAAGUAAAUAUAAGAGUAUUUUCUACUUCAAAUUUUUUUAACCCCCAUUAUAUAUUUAAUAGUGAUUAUCCAUCAGAUUUUACUUUUAAAGGAAAACUUGUAAUUGAAAUUAAUUUUCCCAUCCAGGUAAAAGUUGAUUCAAUAUUCUUCAGACAAAACCAUAAAAUUCAUUAUAAAUUCAACGCUCAAAAAGUUCUUAAGUUUAUCAAUGGUAGAGACAAUGUAGAAAUUAAAGAAUAUGAAAGUAACGACGAAAACAACAAGGUUAAUCACUUAUAUGAAAUUAAAACGAGUGGAAAAUAUAUAGAUAGGUGUAGAAUGUUAAUCAUUCCAGAUAAUAAAGAAGAUGAACUUUCAUUGAGUGAUUUUGAUAUGAUAUUACAGUCGAAAACUUCACCAUCAAUGAAUAUCAGACUCAGAUCCAUAUAA
This is a messenger RNA of Lottia gigantea (owl limpet), 1410 nucleotides long. RefSeq lists its product as hypothetical. The record is from RefSeq and is a predicted model, not a curated record. NCBI's taxonomy places the organism in Eukaryota, Metazoa, Mollusca, Gastropoda, Lottiidae. Bases 1 to 1410 code for a protein of 469 amino acids. The transcript has 2 exons.